Larimichthys crocea (large yellow croaker) is the source of this 3119-nucleotide messenger RNA. RefSeq names its product FAM20B glycosaminoglycan xylosylkinase (gene fam20b). Bases 586 to 1815 code for a protein of 409 amino acids. The record is from RefSeq and is a predicted model, not a curated record. Gene Ontology annotation, biological process: proteoglycan biosynthetic process. Gene Ontology annotation, molecular function: phosphotransferase activity, alcohol group as acceptor. The transcript has 9 exons. Gene Ontology annotation, cellular component: Golgi apparatus. NCBI's taxonomy places the organism in Eukaryota, Metazoa, Chordata, Actinopteri, Sciaenidae.
UGACAGAGAAAAGUUUGAACUGUUUAAUCACUGACAUCCACGUAACGCGUGGACGUAUUCACGAGGCAGCGCCGCCACCUGGUGGCCGGGUGGAGGACUCACGGGGAGGAGGUAGGAAGUGUUUCGGAAGUGGACAUGGCAGGCCACAGAAGGAAUCGGAGGAAAAGGGCGGAGGAAAGGGAGCUACCGGAGGGGAAUGAGAAAACGAUAAACCACCGUGACUUUUAGCAGAGGAGCCAGCUUUAGGGAAUAUAAACGUGAACGUCGCAGGACUUUACACGCAGUUUGGAGGCUUUACUUUGUGUAACGGCACCUCGCCUUAAAAAAGAUAUCGCCCAUCUCUGCUCCUCUUCCCUCCACGCGAACGCCUCUUUGCUGAGUUUGUAGGAAGGCAGCGAAAAGCUCCCGUCCUCUUUUUAAAAAAUUUUUUUUAGAAGAGUUUAUCUGACGGGACAGGACGGACAGGACGGGACGGACAGGCGACGAGGAUUCGAAAGGGGCCAUGCAUCAAGGGUGAGGGGUGUGUGUGGAGGGGGGGGGAUUGCUGCGGGGGACACACACAGCGUCGGGUGAGGAGGGGUGGAGAUGAAGCUCAAACAGCGCAUGGUGGUUCUGUGUGCCGUGCUCCUCUUGCUGGGCCUGGCCAAGAUCUUUCUGCUGGAUGGAGGCGAGGGCUCCGCAGCCAGUCGACGGGACCUCAGAGCGUUUCGCAAGAUGGAAGCCGGCCUUUCUCUGUCCCGGGGAGCUCGCCUUACCCACACCCUCCAGUCUCCAUGGGAAAUUGCAAGCCAGUGGGUGGGCCCGAGAGAGGUGUACCCAGAGGAGACCCCAGAGCUGGCUGCUGUGCUCACCUCCCUCAGCACUGCCAAAAUUGAACGGGCAGAUGUGGGCUAUAAGGGCACGCAGCUCAAAGCGCUGCUGGUGCUGGACGGAGGACAGAAAGUAGUCUUCAAACCCAAGAGAUAUAACCGUGACUACGUGGUUGAAGGCGAGCCAUAUGCAGGCUACGACAGACACAACGCAGAGGUGGCUGCUUUUCACCUCGACAGGAUCCUGGGGUUCAGGAGAGCACCUCUAGUGGUGGGGAGAUACGUCAACCUGCGAACAGAGAUUAAACCUGUGGCCACGGACCAGCUGCUGAGCACCUUUCUCAUGCAGGGUAAUAAUACGUGUUUUUACGGAAAGUGUUACUACUGUCGGGAGAGUGAACCGGCGUGUGCAGAGGGAGAGAUCAUGGAGGGGUCGUUAACCCUUUGGCUGCCAGACGUCUGGCCGUUGCAAAAACACAGACACCCCUGGGGACGUACAUAUAGAGAGGGAAAACUGGCCAGGUGGGAGUACGAUGAAAGUUACUGCGAGGCUGUGAAGAAAAUGCCCCCAUACGAUGCAGGGCCGAGGCUGCUGGAUGUCAUCGACACAGCCAUAUUUGAUUAUCUCAUUGGGAACGCGGACCGGCAUCACUAUGAGAGUUUCCAGGACGACGGCGGCGCCAGCAUGCUCAUCCUGCUCGACAAUGCAAAGAGCUUUGGGAACGCAGCUCUGGAUGAGAGAAGUAUCCUCGCACCACUCUAUCAGUGCUGCAUGAUCCGUGUGUCCACAUGGAACAGGUUAAACCUGCUGAGAAGCGGAGCUCUGAGCUCAGCGAUGCGGCAGGCGCUGGGAUUCGACCCUAUUCAACCGGUCCUGGCAGAGCCACACCUGGCAGCCCUGGACAGGCGUCUCUCUGGAGUCAUAGCAACUGUCAAGCAGUGUAUGGAGGCCCAGGGCCCCGACAACACUCUAAUAGAAGACCGAAUGAACCUCCCACAUCCUUAGAAAACAAGGGACAUGAGAAAACAGAGGAGCAGGAAGAGCCAGGACUUUACUUCCCGAGCUUGGACAGGAGGAAGUGGAUCAGCCCUGGUGUUGGAGAAGGAGAUGCAGAGUGAGCAAAUGGAUCAACAGGGUGGCACAAAGACUUCCUUCUUCCCCCUCCUUGUCCUCUUCUUGUUUGUCACUCUGAUAAGACUGGAAAAAGGGAAUCGCUGGAUUCAAAGUGGCGUCACCUUCAACUAUAUAAACUUUUUUCUCAGGACUGUUGUACACUAUAAGACAGUAUCUGCUGUAAGAGCCUCUCCAUCUAAUACUACUGGUUAUGAUGACACUCCUGCUCUGCGCUAAAUUCUCCCGCCCAGUCCGGCUUUUCCUUCUGAGUCAACCACGGCUGUAUUCAGACCAAAUCAGGCAUCGCAGUGAUUCACCUCAGCUCUGUGCGGCAGUGUGUUUAUUUAUGCUUAGUUAUGCUUAAUUAUGAAACAGUCAGAAAAUAACUAUUUGUCUGAUUCAUCGGCUUUCUUGCUCUCUGCGCUCCAUCUAAGUCAUUCACUGUCUAUGUCGGUCAAACCAUCGGACACAAACCAAAAGGAAAAUUCUCUGUGCGAGUCAGACAGAUGUAGAAGCUGGUACGUGAAAUAAAGAGUAUCAUGAGGUCCACCUGGACGGUACACUGUUUCAGUAACAUUUCAGGCUGUCUGUCGAGGCUUUUGAGCGCUCUGACGCAGCAUGAUAUCUGGUUUCAUUUCCCUAAAAGUUGAAAAUAGCUCAACUCCUUCGCCGCAGGUCACUUUUUGGUUGCACAACGCCGCAGCCUAAACACAAUACGGCCCGAUCAAAUAAACAGGGGCAACCUGCAUUUUCACCGCAGCACCUGGUUUGGUCUGAAUCGGACCUGAGGAGGAGGAGACGGAGCCUGUACACACUCACAGGAGCAGGAAGGAGGACGCUGCGUUCAGUUGGAGUUUACAGUCCAAGAAACUGAAACUUUUUUUUUUUUCAUGAACUGAAAUUGAACUUUGAUCGAAAGGAAAUCAAAACAAACUCCCUGCCCCGUCAAUGUGUAAAUAUUUAACUAAGUAGUGACAUAGAACUAUGAGACGAAAGAAUAUACAUUUGUGGAUUAUAAUAUUAAAUAAACUUAAGGGUGUGUGGUGUGGGUGUGCGAGUGUGAGUGUGAGUGUGCGAAUGGAGUGCCAUAUUGUGCCGUAAAUAAGAAAAGCUACUGACGUGACAGACUUGAAGUGAAGGGAACACAGAGAUCCGCCGUGUGGGUAAUCUUCAGCAUUAAACUAUGAUCUAUUUAA